CACAUGACACAUUCAACGUCUCUCUGCAUCACACUCACACCACAGACUCACAGAGGGAGGGAGCAGAGGAGGGGAGGUGAACCACAGAAGGAGCAGAGGAGACGCUGAGAGUCUGCACACUGGACCGAUCGGGCUCCUUCAAAGAGAACAGACGAAGAACGAGACCAGAGAGGAGCAGAGAGGAGCAGGAAGACGUAAAGGAGAAGUUCAAACCUGAACUACAAAAGUCCAGCGUAAACACUACGCAGAAGAGAAAGAGCUGCGAAAGGCAAACAGACGAAGAGGAGCAGGAGGAGAACGUGGACAACCAGAGGGGGAGACCCUCACCCUUUAAGGAGCAGGGAGGAGGAUUAGACAUAUAAGGAGGUGAGACAGCAGGGACGCCAACAUCGACAAAGGUGGAGCAAAAAGAGGAGCGGAGAAAGACGAGGAGAGGAGAGGUGAAGCAGCGGUGUCGUCAUGGAGGAGGACAUCAGGAAGCAGGGGGUGCUGUACCUCCAGCAGCAGAGGUUUGGAAAGAAGUGGAAGCGGGUGUGGUGCGUCCUGUACAGAGAAAGCUCCUGCUCCAUCUCCAGGCUGGAGUUCUACGAGUGCAAAGAUGGAGGCAACGCCGAGAAGAAUGACAAAACGCUGCGCAAGCAGCAGGAGCACAAGAAGGUGAUCCGUCUGGCGGACUGUAUCCGGGUGACGGAGGUGGAGAUGGAGGGAUGUCCCAAAGACACCGGGUCCUUCCUGGUGGAGACCACGGAGAAGAUCUACGUGUUCGCCGCCGACAGGAACCAUCUGGAUGACUGGACACACAAGCUGUGUGAAAUCGCCUUCCCUAUGAGCUGGACGGAUACCGGCGUGAAGCGAGGCAGCCUGCAGAGAGGAACCAGGGUGGAAGAAGACGAAGGAAUGGAGGACAACUCGCUGUACAGUGGCCGAGAGACAGUGCGUGACUUCAGGGUGUCCAUUCGGAGAACGGAGGCGUCUGACCGCUGCAGGCUGAAGGGGGACGGCGUCCUGCGAGCUGACAUGGACGCUCUGCAUCUGCUGGACAAGGGAGGAGACAUCGUGUACACCUGGCCGUACAGAUACCUGCGGCGCUUUGGACGCGACAAGGCCACUUUCUCCUUCGAGGCGGGUCGGCGCUGCGACUCCGGCGAAGGGAACUUUGAGUUCGAGACCAAACAGGGGAACGUCCUUUUCCAGGCCGUGGAAGCCGCCAUCAACCUGCAGAAGGUCGCCCCUCCCCACAGACAGACCUCCGGGGGGGGCCAGGCGAGUCCAGACACCACCCAGAGCUUCAGCUUGCCCCCCCCACCGCACAACCUGCCGCUGGCCCAGAGCAGGACGCUGCCUCAGCCCCGCAGCCAGAUGCCCCCGGCCGCUCAGGCAGCGGACGACGUGUACAGCAUGGUGAGCGAGCCGCCGAACCUCCAGAUGAUUCAUCACAUCGACAAAGAGAGCUGCAACGCCUCACAGCAACAGCAGCAGCGCCCCCAGAUGUGUCGUCUCGAGCCUCCGGUGGAUAAAACUCUGACCGGAGUGAAGAGUUUGAACCUGGACUCUCGUCUCCCCGCCCCUCGAAAGAAUCAGGUCAAGAUGAUCUCCAGCUGCCCCCUGCCCAACGCCAGCCCCGACUCCAGCCCUAAUCUGAGCACCGGCCCCGCCCCCGGCUCGGUCCCCAACCCCCGCCUCAGCCCCAAGCCGAGCGCUAAGCCGGAACAGACGUACUCGCAGAUCACCAUGUCGACCGAGAGAGGCACCAAGAGGGAGAAGAGGAGCGCCAACGUGGCGGCGCCCUGCACCGACAGCGAGGCAGACUACUCGCUGCCCUUCGACACCAUCGCCAAGAACGUCAUGACCGACAUCCUGAACUCUCACCGUACAGACAGCGGCCACGCGGGCGCCGACCCGCUGUACGACAGCAUUGACGAGAUGAAGAUCAGGAACGUCUUCACGAGUGGCGGUGACGCCGUCAAGACGUUGGACCACAUCUAUGACGAGCCCGAAGGCUGCGCUGCCGCCGCCGCCAAAGGACAGAAAUCCACCCCCUCCAGCUCGGUGUACGACGACCCCGAGGAGAUGAGAGGAGAUGCCUGGAGGAUUAUGGGUACAGCUGCUGACCCCAAAGGUCACGAGUAUCCGUAUAACCCCCGAGUCGAUGACUACGCCGUGCCCAAACAAGCCCAGAGGGCGUUUGCCGUUACGCAAAGCAGCAGUGAAGAAGCAGAAGAAGAAGUAGAAGAAGAAGCGGACGAGGAGAGUGAGGAGCCUGGAUUAAGGGAGGAGCUUAGACAGCAGCGCCAGGAUUCGCCGUACAACAACGUGAUGGUGAAAAUGGCGUAGAGGAGAACCGAGCACCGAAGUUAGUUUUAAAGAAUUAUUUAUAAGUUGUAACUUUGAGUUUGGUUGAUCACGUGACCGAUGUCUCCUUAAGGCACUUUGUAAAGUUUAACUCUGAGCUCAGUGGCAGCGAGAGCUAACCGGCGCUGUCGGCGCCACCUGCUGGUUCUUACUCGCUUUCUUCAGUUUUAUUGCUUUUACCGUGAAUGUGGGCGCUGCUGUGAUGAUGGAAACGUGUCGUAUGUUCAUGUGUUGGAACACGUGCAGCUGUGUUACUGUGAGGACAAUAAAGUCAAACUGUAGCAUCCAUGUCAUGACUCAGACUUUGCUCCUGACUUCAUGCACGUUCAUUUACACUUUGUAAGAAGCACAAGCAACACACAACUAAAUAAAACGACACA
Molecule: messenger RNA, 2732 nt
Organism: Pelmatolapia mariae (spotted tilapia)
Lineage: Eukaryota; Metazoa; Chordata; Actinopteri; Cichliformes; Cichlidae
Gene: dok2
Product: docking protein 2
Exons: 8
Coding region: 460-2334 (624 amino acids)
Biological process (GO): positive regulation of MAPK cascade; cell surface receptor protein tyrosine kinase signaling pathway; Ras protein signal transduction
Cellular component (GO): cytoplasm
Source: RefSeq, a predicted model, not a curated record